Messenger RNA from Rotaria sp. Silwood2, 819 nucleotides. The record is from the annotation of a GenBank genome assembly. Lineage: Eukaryota; Metazoa; Rotifera; Eurotatoria; Philodinida; Philodinidae.
AUGUUGCCGAGUAACUCCAUCCAUUGUAUUAUGACCUCACCGCCGUAUAAUAAACUUGGCCUUCAACAAGGUCGACCGUAUCGUGGACAAAUUAUUUACGAUACAUAUGAUGAUGACAUGAACGAAGAUGAAUAUAAACAAUGGCAAUGCGAUCUUUUGAAUGAGAUCAAUCGUGUUCUUACACCUGAUGGUUCUCUUUUCUACAAUCAUAAAGAUCGUCGUUAUUGCAAACGUGAUCAUCCUCCAGAAGAAUUUAUUUUGCGAAGUAAUUUAAACCUAUAUCAAACAAUCGUAUGGGACAGAGGGUGCACCGCAAAUCAAAACUCCGCCUAUUUUCGGCCAAAUCUCGAAAAAAUUUUCUGGUUAACGAAAUCGUUGUCUGACACUUCAAUAGCACCUAAGUUUAAUCGUGAUCGGUUGCCAGAAUGUUUUAAAAGUUCAAUUUGGCGUAUACCGCCCGAUAGACGAAAUAAUCAUCCAGCACCAUUUCCAGCACUUCUCGCCGAAAUUUGCAUUUUAGCAACAACUGAUGAAGGUGAUCUUGUCUUGGAUCCAUUUGCCGGAUCCGGUACAACACUUCUAGCUGCUGCCAAUCUUCGAAGGUCUUUUCUUGGAUUUGAUAUCAGUAAGAAGUAUCAAGCAAUGUUCAAGCAUCGAUUGAACACCUCAAAUCGUCAUGUACAUCUAUGGGAAGAGAUGUUUGUAGUAGAAAAAAUUCUUGAUCGACGAAUUCGAAAUGGUGGUGUUGAAUAUCUUCUGAAAUGGAAAGGUUUUGAUGACGAUCAAAACACGAAAGAUUCCAAAUUUGAUAGAAAAUAG